AUGUAUCAUCAGCCAGAGGAGAAUGUGAUUCCUUCUCAGCAGCUACUGAAGCAAGGAAUGGUCUUGCUGUUGAAGGAACCCUACUUCAAGCAAACCGCGGAUGGUGCCUAUGUUCUACGAGUAGACCAUGUCAGCAACGUUAUUUGGCUUCAUGGAGAUGACGAGCGUAUUCCUUUAGCCUGGAUGCCCCGUAUUAUUGAGCUUGAUAGUGCCGGAUCACGUUUGGAAGGUAACAACCACUUCAACAAGAAGGAAUGGGGCAGCGCCCUGGAACUAUAUACACAGGCAAUCGAGUGUUCUGAAACCGCCACUGAUGCUCAGAUCUCGUACAUCAACCGUUCUCUUGUCAACCUUCGACUUGGAAGGCCUGCUGCGGCAUUCAAUGACGCAGUUGCAAUGAAUUCGAGGCUGCAGCCAACUGAGAAAGGCCUUUUCCGGGAGGCCAUCUGCUUGUACCAGCUACGAAAAUUUGAUGAAUGCUUGUCCAAGCUUCAGAAGCUGCGUGCCUUGUACCCCAGCAACAAAGACGUGCAGUUCGAGAUCGCCAAGACAAUCGCCCGGUUGAGAGAAUGCAACGAUGGCAUCUACGAAUGGAAAGACAUGCAGCAGCAAUCCAAGAACGAAGAUCGACUUGUCGACUGUGCCACUUUUUCAAAGAUCGUUGAGAUCCGACAAUCACCUGGAAAGGGUCGUGGCUUGUUCACAACUAAACCAGUUGUUGCGGGCGAGCUCUUAAUCUGCGAGAAGGCUUUUUCCUACAGCUUUACUGAUACAGAUGGCGGCACAAAAGAGCAUCAGAAUAUUCUUCUCCUGGAUUCUCACGCAAUGAAGGCGUUGAUAGGUGGCCAAAUUCUAAACCUGACGCGAAUCAUUCAGAAGCUCUACCACGAGCCCGAAACGGCCGCUUCAUUUCUGGAAAUGCAUCACGGCAACUACGCCGUUCUGCCGCAGGGUUUGCAGGUUGAUUUCAAGCCGGUAGUUGAUACCUAUCUCGUCGCGCAAAUCAUUGCGCUGAACUCUGCCUCCGCUCCAACAACACUCGACAAUAUGAAGGACGCGCUGCGCGGGCAGCAAAAGGAAGUUGGAGAAGAAUUGAUGCUUGCCCCCAAUGGCAUAUGGUGCACGGCUUCGUACAUGAACCAUUCUUGCGUCGCCAAUUGCUGUCGAUCCUUUAUUGGCGACAUGAUGAUCAUCCGUGCGAGCGAGGACAUUCCCGCCAGCACUGAGCUCCGGGUGCUCUAUCGCCCAUUGAGCCCAGCGGAGACUUAUGAGUCAACUCAACAGAAAUUUGCCAACUGGGACUUUUCUUGCGAUUGCUACUUGUGCGAGAUGAAAAAGACGACGACCAAGACCGACAUGCGACAGCGACAAGCUAAUCUACAGAGCUUGAGUGAACUUGUGGCCCGCCCGGGGCCCUUGGAUACGACCCGAGCGCGCCUACUACUAAAGCAGAUUGACAAGACUUACAAAAAGUCCGGGCAGAGAGCUCUCAAAUUUGGACUCCAAAGUGGCUACUUUGGUUUCGGUAUGGCACUCUUCCGGCGUGGAAAUCUUGUCGAAGCCGCGUCUGCUCUGAUUCGUGUUCUGGAGGUUGGCGGUUUCGUUCUAGCUGCGCGUGCCGCAAGCAACCAUCAAAGUGCAGCGGUGAUUGAGAUUCAGAAAUGGGGUUCUUACAGCCAUCAUGCUUUGUUUGCCAUUAUCAACCUUUACUGGAUUUGUCGGGGAACUGACACUAACCCUUUCCUACCCAACCAUACCAUCAGGAUGAGAACAUACGCCGAAACUGCGUAUGCUAUCCUAGUCGGGGAAAAAGAGACUUUUACCGACACACUGGAGCUUUGA
Molecule: messenger RNA, 1842 nt
Organism: Akanthomyces muscarius
Lineage: Eukaryota; Fungi; Ascomycota; Sordariomycetes; Hypocreales; Cordycipitaceae
Exons: 3
Coding region: 1-1842 (613 amino acids)
Molecular function (GO): protein binding
Source: RefSeq, a predicted model, not a curated record